Molecule: messenger RNA, 645 nt
Organism: Ascoidea rubescens DSM 1968
Lineage: Eukaryota; Fungi; Ascomycota; Saccharomycetes; Ascoideales; Ascoideaceae
Gene: TSR2
Product: Tsr2p
Exons: 2
Coding region: 1-645 (214 amino acids)
Biological process (GO): maturation of SSU-rRNA from tricistronic rRNA transcript (SSU-rRNA, 5.8S rRNA, LSU-rRNA)
Cellular component (GO): nucleus
Source: RefSeq, a predicted model, not a curated record
AUGGUUAUUUUGAAGCCACUUGAAGUGAAAAACAUCGAUCCAACAGACUAUGUUGAAGCAACAACAGAGCAGGACUCGUUGAUAUUUGCAGAUGAAAAACAGCAAGCAAAAUUUGAAUUGGGAGUUAGUAUGAUAAUAUAUUCGUGGAAUGAAUUGGAUAUUGCUGUUGAAAAUAAGUGGGGAGGACCAAAUUCUGAGGAAAAGAGAGAUUGGGUAACAGCAGUGGUGGUUGAUUUGUUUCGUGAGAAAGCAGUUGACAAUAUUUUGAUUGAGGAUACCUUGUUAUAUAUUAUGUUUGAUGAGUUUGAGAAUCAAAUUGAAAAUGACAGUGGAUUGAUAAUUACGGCCAGAAUACUUGAUAUUUAUAGAGAUUGUGUUAAUAAGGAGUAUAAAGUAGUGGAUAAACUAUAUGAAACAUGGUUAAAGAAACAAGAAGAGAGAAAGGAAGGUAAAAAGAAAUACAAGAAUGUUGUUAUUAAUGACGAUUCGAGUAUUGAGGUUGAAGAGGAAGAAGAAAAAGAAAAAGAAACAGAAGAGAAUGUAAUGGCGGAGAAUAAAAGUAGUUUGGCCAAUAAAAAUGAAGGGCCAAUUGUUGAUGAUGAUGGAUUUGAGUUAGUACAGAAAAAGGGAAAACGAAGACGUUGA